AUGUUAACCACAGCUACGAUCCUCGUCCCCUUUUUGCUUGGUGGAUUCCAAGUCGUGAAGGCGGCACCGAAGCAGGUUAUUCAGUUAAGUCCGCAGGAGGGGCUGGAGAUUGUGUGCAAUGCGGGGAGGUCUACGACGGUGACGGUUACGAGGACGGUGGAGGUUGCGAGGACGGUUUCGGUGAUGGUUACCACGGGUGCACCGCAGGCUUCGGUUGGGGUGGUACGGAGUAGCUCCGGCUUGAGGGUGGUGUCGAGUAGUUCGAGGACUGGGACGGUGCCGUCGAGUACUGCUGGGUCUGUUGUUGGGGGUGGGGGUGGGAAUGGGACGGCCCUUAGGAAUGCGGUUUAUUUUACGAAUUGGAUCACGCAUGUGCUGUAUUCGUUUGCGGAUAUUGCUUCUAAUGGGGAGGUAUUCUCCUCAGACACCUACUCCGACCUCGAAAAGCGCUACCCGACCGACUCCUGGAACGACCAAGGCAACAACGCCUACGGCUGCGUCAAGCAGAUGUACCUCCUCAAGAAGAAGCACCGCCAGCUCAAGGUGCUGCUUUCCAUCGGCGGGUGGACGUACUCGCCCAAAUUCGCCCCCGUGGCUGCCACCGCCGCUGGCCGCAAAAGGUUUUGCUCUUCGGCGGUGAAGCUGGUCCAAGACUGGGGGUUUGACGGGUUGGAUAUCGACUGGGAGUAUCCCGCCUCUGCGACCGAAGCCGCUGAUUUUGUUUCGCUGCUGAAAGAGUGCAGAGAGGCCUUGGAUGAGUACUCUGCCAAGCACGCAAAGGGGUAUCACAUGCCUAUUACUAUUGCUUGUCCGGCGGGUCCGACGCAUUAUGGCCAGAUGGAUAUCCCACGGAUGGAUAAGUAUAUUGACGCGUGGCAUCUUAUGGCGUAUGACUAUGCCGGGUCGUGGGAUAGUGUCUCGGGGCAUCAGAGCAAUGUUUUCCUUAGCACGACUAACCCGAACUCUACAAAAUUCUCGACGGAGAAGGCGGUGAAUGAUUAUGUGGCCAAGGGGGUCGCGCCAGGGAAGAUUGUGCUGGGACUGCCGCUUUAUGGGAGGGGGUUUGAGGCUACGAGUGGGCCGGGGAGGCCGUAUAAUGGAAUUGGCGAGGGGUCGGCGCAGGCGGGGAUUUGGAAUUAUAAGGAUUUGCCUAGGCCGGGGGCGAAAGAGUUUUGGGAUGAGCAGGCGGUUGCGGCGUGGAGUUUUGAUGAGAGGAAGCAGGAGUUUAUUAGUUAUGAUACGGUUAGGAGUGCGGUGGAGAAGGUGAAGUAUUUGAAGGGGAAGGGGUUGGGGGGGACGGUGUUUUGGGAGGCGGCGGGGGAUAAGGUGAGGGAGGAGGAGAGUUUGGUGAGGACGGUGGUGAGGGAGUUUGGGGGGACGAAUAAGUUGGCGGGGGCUUUGAACCUGUUGAGUUAUCCAGUUAGUGAGUACGAUAAUAUUAGGGCGGGAAUGCCUUGA
Molecule: messenger RNA, 1458 nt
Organism: Podospora anserina S mat+
Lineage: Eukaryota; Fungi; Ascomycota; Sordariomycetes; Sordariales; Podosporaceae
Exons: 3
Coding region: 1-1458 (485 amino acids)
Biological process (GO): chitin catabolic process; carbohydrate metabolic process
Cellular component (GO): extracellular region
Molecular function (GO): chitinase activity; chitin binding
Source: RefSeq, a predicted model, not a curated record